UGUAGUGAUGGGUUUUCCUGCCAUUCUGAGCUGCGUUGUCCUUUUUAGAAUAGACCUCAACCAUUCAGCCCGUGACUCACACUACUACAACACCACAAUUCAAUUUACAAACUACACCAUAAUUCAAAUUUCAUUAGAUAACUGACAUCUAAAUAAGCAUCAAUAAUUGAUGUGCCAUGCUUUACUUGAGAAAGAAAAGAAAAGGAUUCGGCAUUCGUCACAGGAGCUUGUCGUGAUGGGUUUUCUUGCCAUUCUGAGCUGCGUUCUCCUUUGUGGAAUACACCUCAACCAUUCGGCCCGUAACUGCACCACCAUAUACUCCGAGCCGAAUAGAGCGUUACUAGGCUCAAACUUCAGCACUGUCGAUGCAGCAAACGCUGGAGAUUGCAACAUCAAGUGCGAACAAGAUGAGAAUUGCCGGAGUGCCAAUUAUUGGUUACUUGAGAAGAAGUGCGACCUCAACAACGCAUCCCGGAUAUGGUUCCCAUCGCGACUCAAGAGGGCGAUAGGUUGCAUCUAUGCAAGCAUUCGGCCAAGAAUCUUUUGUCAAUCCGGGUGGAAGAGGUUUAACGACUCCUGCUACUGGGCCGAUACAAGGGAAAUGGCUUGGAAUGAUGCGCGGGCUGCCUGUGGCGAUAUGGGCGGAGACCUGGUACAGAUAGCAAGCAAGGAAGAGAAUGAGUUCGUCUACGGCCUGGGGUCUGGUACGAUGUGGAUUGGUCUGAAGAGAGCAGCAGACGGCUUUAGAUGGGUAGUCGAUAACUCUUUGGCCUCGUACACCGAGUGGCACCCAGGAGAGCCUGUAGCCUCCAUAUGCGUUUAUAUGGGAUAUGGUGGCCAGAUGUGGGAUGACUAUAGCUGUGAAGUACCUAAAAAAUUCAUCUGUGAGAUCACGCCUCGUCUGUAGUCUAAUUCUAGUCUAAAAUGUUAAUUUAUGAGACCACCAACCUAUAGCCUAAUUUAUAGUUCAUCUGUGAGACCACGCAAAUAGUGUCAUCUAGUGUUAUUCUAUGAGACCACGCCUAUAGUCAAAUUUGGUGUUAUUCUGUAAGACCACGCCUAUAUUUUUUCUAGUGUUAUUCUAUGAGACCACGCCUAUAGUCUAAUUUAGUGUUAUUCUCUGAUACAACGCCUAUAGUCUAAUUUAGUGUUAUUCUCUGAUAAAAAGUCUAUAGUCUGAUUUAUGGUUCAUCUGUGAGACCACGCCUGCAGUCUAAUUUAGUGUUAUUCUCUGAUACGAAAUCUAUAGUCUGAUUUAUGGUUCAUCUGUGAGACCACGCCUAUAGUCUAAUUUAGUGUUAUUCUCUGAUACAACGCCUAUAGUCUAAUUUAGUGUUAUUCUCUGAUACAAAGUCUAUAGUCUGAUUUAUGGUUUAUCUGUGAGACCACGCCCGCAGUCUAAUUUAGUGUUAGUUCAUGAGACUACGCUUACUCUCUUAUAUAGUGUUAUUCUGUGAGACCACGCCUAUAAUCUAAUUUAUGGUAUGUCAAACCAAUGAAUAAAAUGCACUAAGUCUUAAA
This is a messenger RNA of Nematostella vectensis (starlet sea anemone), 1521 nucleotides long. Its product is annotated as C-type lectin domain family 4 member E. The coding region runs from base 170 to 907 and encodes 245 amino acids. NCBI's taxonomy places the organism in Eukaryota, Metazoa, Cnidaria, Anthozoa, Actiniaria, Edwardsiidae. The record is from RefSeq and is a predicted model, not a curated record. Gene Ontology annotation, molecular function: signaling receptor activity. The transcript has 3 exons.